Erpetoichthys calabaricus (reedfish) is the source of this 1342-nucleotide messenger RNA. Its product is annotated as apoptosis regulator BAX-like. The transcript has 6 exons. Gene Ontology annotation, biological process: release of cytochrome c from mitochondria; extrinsic apoptotic signaling pathway in absence of ligand; intrinsic apoptotic signaling pathway in response to DNA damage. Lineage: Eukaryota; Metazoa; Chordata; Cladistia; Polypteriformes; Polypteridae. Gene Ontology annotation, molecular function: protein homodimerization activity; channel activity; protein heterodimerization activity. The record is from RefSeq and is a predicted model, not a curated record. Gene Ontology annotation, cellular component: mitochondrial outer membrane. Bases 21 to 650 code for a protein of 209 amino acids.
CAUGUAGUCGGUCUUGUCACAUGACCACGGAAGGAAGCGAAAAUCUGUUGUUACCUGUCGGUUACCAGAAUAUGGCCGAGAAGAUGGUGCAACCGGGUGAAACGAGAAGUAUAAAUGAUGAGAUCUUGAGCACUGGUGAAAUACUACUUCAAAAUUUUAUCCACGAUCGUGUGUCUCGUGAAGCAGCACUCACAGGAUCAUAUGGUGAUCUGAGUUUUCCACAACUAGUUGACCCAACCCAGAAGCAGCUUGCAGACUGUCUAAGAAAAAUUGGUGACGAGUUGGAUGGCAACAUGGAGCUUCAGCAAAUGAUUAACAGCUCAGCUCUUCAACCAAACAAAGAGGUGUUCUUCCAGGUUGCAGCUCAGAUGUUCAGUGAUGGUAAAUUAAACUGGGGACGCAUAGUUGCAUUAUUCUAUUUUGCCUGCAAGUUGGUGAUGAAGGCUUUAGUGACAAAAUUUCCAGAAAUGGUGAGGACAAUCAUCACCUGGACCAUUGACUACCUCCAUGAGCAUUUGCUGAAUUGGAUCAGGGAUCAGGGUGGUUGGGAGGGAAUACGGUCAUAUUUUGGUACACCUACCUGGCAGACAGUAGGUGUUUUCUUAGCUGGAGUACUUACCACAGUACUUGUCAUUCAUAAAAUGUCAUGAAGAUGGAAAACCUAAAGGAGUGAGGGGAAAGCUACGUUUAGUUCUAUUGGUGAUUACCAGCAACAAACAAAACAGCUGAAUUUGCUUGUCAGUUACCAGAAAGUUAGAAGUCAGCUAAUUUCAACAGAUUCAACUAAUCCUGGUUAUUUUUUUUUCAACAAUCUUUACUUUUCCCUCUCUAUUCCUCUAAAUCUUUAAAUUCCUUUAAUUGGUGGAUGUCAUGGAUACAGAUGGACUGCAUGUCAUAAUGAAGACCUCAUAAUUAUCUUAGAAACUUUUGUAAAAGAUUUGAGUCAUUGGUUUGAUGCCACAUUUUAGUUUAUUUUAUUUUUUUGUUUACAAAUCCAGUUGGGUGGGCUUUAUUUUCAGUGCAGGUAAAUCUUGAAGAAAAACAUGUGAAGAAGACUUUUCAAACAGUGCAUUGCCGCAGAUUGCGGUUGUGCCUUUUUGCCUAAAGAUGAUGUCUUGGAACAAUGCACCCCCCAAAAAUAUGUAUUUUACAUUAAAUUUGCAUUGUAAAAUACUGUUUUUUAAUUGUUCUGUGCAAUUUCAGAUAUUGUGGCACAUCAGCAUUGGAAUACUUGGUGGAUUCAUAAAGGCUAUCUGGGACAACUUUUACAAGAGACUUGUUUCUGCCUUAAAAUAUUCAAAUUGGAGACAUUUGUAUACAGUUUAUUAAAGCAUAAAUUAAA